Miniopterus natalensis is the source of this 870-nucleotide messenger RNA. RefSeq names its product mitochondrial assembly of ribosomal large subunit 1 (gene MALSU1). NCBI's taxonomy places the organism in Eukaryota, Metazoa, Chordata, Mammalia, Chiroptera, Miniopteridae. Gene Ontology annotation, molecular function: ribosomal large subunit binding. Gene Ontology annotation, cellular component: mitochondrion. The record is from RefSeq and is a predicted model, not a curated record. Gene Ontology annotation, biological process: negative regulation of translation; negative regulation of ribosome biogenesis.
GGCCUGCACGGCGGGCCAGGCCCGGAGGAGUGGACGGAGGAGGCAGCCAGCGAGGGGCCCCCGGAAUCCCGCGCGGCAGAUCAUACUGGUCCCAAGUUUGACAUUGAUAUGUUGGUUUCACUUCUGAGGCAAGAAAAUGCAAGAGACAUUUGUGUGAUCCAGGUUCCUCCAGAAAUGAAAUAUACAGAUUACUUUGUGAUUGGUAGUGGGACUUCUACCCGACACUUACAUGCCAUGGCCUACUACAUCGUGAAAAUGUACAAAUUCCUAAAAAGUAAAAGUGAGCCUCAUGUGAAGAUUGAAGGGAAGGACACUGAUGACUGGCUCUGUGUGGACUUUGGCAGCAUGGUGAUCCAUUUGAUGCUUCCAGAGACCAGAGAAACUUACGAACUAGAGAAGUUAUGGACCCUACGUUCUUAUGACGACCAGUUAGCUCAGAUAGCACCUGAAACAUUACCUGAAGAUUUCAUUCUUGGAAUAGAAGAUGACACUUCAUCCCUGACUCCAGUGGAGUUCAAAUGUGAAUAAAAUACUGUUUUAGUCAUUUCACAUUGAGAUUGAGUCCCUUCUUAAAAAAUAGCUCCUAACCCCCACCUUAUUGGUAAGUUAUUGUCGAAGUCUUAUUUGACUAUGGGUACUCAUGCUGACUGACAUCAGGAUGUGGAAAUUGCAGGUAAAGGAGCGUCAACUACAGUUUUAAUAUGUUGUCUUUGUUCCUGAGAUCCCAGCAGGAAAUCCUGGAGUUAUCACUGGUCCCUGCACUUCACUUGAGGUCUCUGCUCAGAUUUUAGUUAAUUUUGCUUAAGUGUAAGUAUUAUGUAGAAUGGAAUAGCUAACAUUUAAAAAAAUAAAGCAAAAGACCCAUAACUA